GCACACACACAAACCAUAAUAACCUUCGGCUCGCGCAGUGUCCGCGCGCGCGCGCACCGGUCGUGGCGGCUUGUUUUUGUCGGCGCUGUUAUUAUGUAGCGUUCGGACCUUUCAUCUCCGACCACUUCAAACGCGCGUGUGUUGUUAUGUAUUUGUUUUAGUGUGGACGCAGGAGUUUGUCCAAAUAUUCUGGAGGUUGUUGACAGUCAGCAGGCCUUUCUACAGCGUCGCAAAACUUCAGCUACGGAAGAGCAACUAGUGUGCAGACACAUGACCUUUUACUUUAUACCAUGUAGGGACUCGGUUUAGGAGUAUCGUAACACCUGGAGUUCAAGUCCGUCCACAUCUGAGCUCAGACGUUAUUUAAAUAGUCACGAGUCGCGGUUUUGGGUUUGGUUUUAAAAGGUUUUUUUUAGGGCCGAUUUGUGCGUCCUAAACAACAACAACAACAACAACAAAGGCACUGAGAUAAACACAUGGGCCCUAAACAGAGCAGUCCGGCAGCUAGUGCCCGCCUCAGGGCUUAUUCAGGCUCCGAUGUUCCCACUUCCACCACAGCCACCGGGAGCGCGAGCGCAGCGGCGAUUCGGUACUACACCGGAAACCAGCAGCAGGUCGGAGCGCGCGGACGGUACGCGGCGGACGGUGCGAGACCCAAUUCGCUUUUUCAGCCCACCAUCAUAGCGCAAGGCAGCGGGACACAAAGCGAUGAAGACGCGGACGGAGAGCGGAGUCAGUCCGGUCCGAGGUUACUGAUAGGCUCGUUACCGUCCCAUCUGUCCCCUCACCUGCUCGGAGCUGGAUUCAACUGUCCCGUAUGUUCCAAGUUUGUUGCUUCAGAUGAAAUUGACCUUCACCUUGUCAUGUGUCUCACCAAACCAAGACUCACCUAUAACGAGGACGUCUUGACGAAGGACUCUGGGGAGUGUGCAAUAUGCUUGGAUGACAUGGCCCAGGGAGACACCAUUGCCAGACUCCCCUGCCUCUGUAUCUACCACAAAGGGUGUAUUGAUGAAUGGUUCGAGGUGAACAGGUCGUGCCCAGAACACCCUACUGAUUAAACAAUUCUAACACUGCACAGGUUCUGCCAUUUUUUCACUGAAGACUACACACCCUGUGGUCCAGAACCUCUGUGAUUUUUACGAAGACCUGUCAUCACCUCGGAUUCAUGGCUGUGCCCAAAGACAAUUAAAACUGACUCAGGGAUCCUGCCCAUGUGUGAUUUAUUAUUUUCUUUUCUUCACUUUUUCCAUUUUAGCACACCAAAGGACAGCAGAGUGCAAAUUACACUGCUGUGUUAAACCAUCUGGGCUUCAGGAUGUAGCUUUGACGUAUCUACACUGGACACGUUUUUUCCCCCUCCUGCAUAAGUAACACGGAGAACAAGGACAUUCAUCAUUGAACACAGCCAAGUUGUAGAAAUCAAGCAUGCUGGGUGAACUUGUCCCCACUUUUGGGAUAAUUUUCCUGUAAAUAGAAAUCUGGAGUAGCAACUAAUUUUCACUUCUUCAUUUAAAAGCAUUGGUCCAUUUUAUUCCUUUUUCUUUCUUUUUUUUAGUCUGGAGAUUACAUAGUCUGGUGCUAAAAUAAUCAAGUGCCAUUUUUUUUGCUAAAACGUGCUGCUAUGUCUCACAGACAGUAGUCGUGAAUGAAAUUUUACUGAAGCAUUUCUCUUUUUUUCUAUGAGUUUGUGUUCAGAAUUUCAAAGGAACAGGCUGUUCAAGGUGAAUACAGAACUGAAAGCUCACUGUAAUCUGACCACUUGUUGUUGUUGUAGUUUUGUUUUGUCCAUCGACAUCGUAGCGACAUCGUAGCUUUUUGAAAAUCAUGCAACGAGUCGUUAUUUCUAGUCCAUGUUCUGAUUGUACACUUAAUAUAAGAGUGAGAUACCCUUAUGUUAGAUGUGUACUGUAGGUAGGCUUAUUACACAAAAAUACUCAAAUUUACUUAUUCAGUUCUAUUUUCUACAAAAUGUUUUUUUUUUGUUUUUUUUUAGAAACGCCAGCAGACCAAUACAUUGCACUAAUACAGGAUGAUGGAAUAAUCUGAAGAAAAAUCCACUUUAAUGAAUUACAAAAAUACUGUUUUUGGAAAAAAAAAAAGUUUGUGAGGUAGAUGGUUUUUGCUGUUUCAUAAUGAAAUAUUGCUGCAUAACUGAAACUUUAUUGAAGAUGUGUUUAAGUUUAGUUAAAAAAAAAAAAUAUA
Molecule: messenger RNA, 2205 nt
Organism: Clarias gariepinus (North African catfish)
Lineage: Eukaryota; Metazoa; Chordata; Actinopteri; Siluriformes; Clariidae
Gene: znrf2a
Product: zinc and ring finger 2a
Exons: 5
Coding region: 477-1061 (194 amino acids)
Source: RefSeq, a predicted model, not a curated record